Molecule: messenger RNA, 1287 nt
Organism: Dendrobium catenatum
Lineage: Eukaryota; Viridiplantae; Streptophyta; Magnoliopsida; Asparagales; Orchidaceae
Product: ATP-dependent Clp protease proteolytic subunit 5, chloroplastic
Exons: 10
Coding region: 104-979 (291 amino acids)
Biological process (GO): protein quality control for misfolded or incompletely synthesized proteins
Cellular component (GO): endopeptidase Clp complex
Molecular function (GO): ATP-dependent peptidase activity; ATPase binding; serine-type endopeptidase activity
Source: RefSeq, a predicted model, not a curated record
GUUAAAUUUGUAAUUCCUAAUAUCCAAAAAUUGGGCUUACAGCGACGGAAAUCUACAAUCGGAACAAGGAUAGCCAGCCCAAGAGGAAGGCUGACAGAAAACAAUGGCGGCUUCUUCCUUCACCUCGUCAGCGACCACGGCUCUCAAGCUUGCGGAUUCUCCAGUCUCGGUCUCUCCCUCCACGGCUCAUCCACUCAAAACCCUCAUUCUUACCCACCAAAACCCCCUCCUUCAUUCACUUUCUUCCAAGAGACGGAGCUCGCCUAAGGCAAUCUACUCGAACCGCUCCCGGACUUCUAAUCAGGAUAGCAGGAAGGGGAUUUGGUCGAUUCGAGAUGAUUUGUUAGUGCCAUCUUCUCCUUACUUCCCUGUGGAGUCUCAGGGCGGACAAGGUCCACCGCCAAUGGUGCAGGAGAGGUUUCAGAGUGUUAUUAGUCAGCUAUUCCAGCAUAGAAUUAUACGCUGUGGCGGUGCGGUCGAUGAUGACAUGGCCAAUAUAAUUGUAGCACAGCUUCUUUAUCUUGAUGCAGUUGAUCCUGCGAAGGACAUUGUCAUGUAUGUGAACUCUCCUGGAGGAUCAGUAACAGCUGGUAUGGCAAUUUUCGAUACAAUGAGGCAUAUUCGUCCGAAUGUUUCCACUGUAUGUGUUGGAUUAGCAGCCAGUAUGGGGGCUUUCAUACUAAGUUCAGGCACCAAGGGAAAACGUUUCAGCUUACCAAACUCCAGAAUCAUGAUUCAUCAGCCCCUUGGCGGUGCCCAAGGUGGACAAACUGAUAUAGAUAUACAGGCAAAUGAGAUGCUUCAUCACAAGGCUAACUUGAAUGGGUAUCUAGCUUACCAUACUGGUCAGAGUCUGGAAAAGAUAAACCAGGAUACAGAUCGAGACUUCUUCAUGAGUGCUAAAGAGGCAAAAGAAUAUGGCUUAAUUGAUGGAGUAAUAAUGAAUCCACUCAAAGCUUUUCAACCUCUUCCAGCUUGAGAUUAUGAAGAAGCUGUAGCUAUCACUGUUCUGAUCAAUUCUGCAGCUUUGAGUUGAAGAAUCAGUAAUUGAGGAUUAGAGUACUCUGAUCUGCUGGAAAAAUGAAUUUGUAAUGUUGGGUUAUCAUUCUUAUUAGUCUUAUUGUAACCAAUUAGAGUUAGAUUACAUAGUUGCUUGAAUAUUAUUGUCAAUUAAAUGGAUGUCAGAAAACUGAAAAUCCCAUGCACAUCAACAGAGCAAGUUAAUGUAAUUUGAAGGCUAGUUGCAUCAAGUGGAUUAUGAUUAGUCAAAAUUUUUGUUGUUGAUUA